Drosophila virilis is the source of this 923-nucleotide messenger RNA. It is a transcript of the gene ben, whose product is annotated as bendless. Lineage: Eukaryota; Metazoa; Arthropoda; Insecta; Diptera; Drosophilidae. The record is from RefSeq and is a predicted model, not a curated record.
ACGUAUGCACAAACACAAACAAAACGAGCGUAGAACAGUUUUUUCGACGUUCACAAUUUCGUGCGGAGCUGGGGAGCUGCUGGAGCUGUAAAAAUAAAAGCCAGCGAAAUUCUGUGAAGAAAUUUGUUAUUGCAAAAUACUCAACUAGUGCGUACUGUAUUUGGUUAUUUGUGUGCAGCUGAGCAAACUGCAAGUGCAAGAACAACCGCAACAGCAGCAGCAACAGCAACAACAACAACAAUUGCAGCAGCAACGCAAAAAGCAUUAACUAAAAUACAUUUCUGCAUACGUUUUGACCACGCACUUGUCUUAUCUUUGUGCCUGCGCCCGUAUGUGUGUGUGUUUGUGUGUGUGUGUGCGUGAAUAGAGCACAACAACAACAACAACAAGAAGAAGAAGAAGCAGAAGAAGCUGAAGAAGAGAGCAACAGCAGCAACAGGAUGUCCGGUCUGCCACGCCGUAUUAUUAAGGAGACGCAGCGCCUGAUGCUGGAACCGGUGCCGGGCAUCAAUGCGAUACCCGAUGAGAAUAACGCACGCUAUUUCCAUGUGAUUGUCACCGGUCCGAAUGAUUCGCCCUUCGAGGGCGGCAUCUUUAAGCUGGAGCUCUUUCUGCCCGAGGACUAUCCAAUGUCGGCGCCCAAGGUGCGUUUCAUCACAAAGAUCUAUCAUCCGAACAUCGAUCGCUUGGGCCGCAUCUGUCUGGACGUUUUGAAAGACAAGUGGAGUCCGGCCCUCCAAAUACGCACCAUUCUUUUGUCCAUUCAGGCCCUGCUCAGCGCCCCAAAUCCCGAUGAUCCGCUGGCCAACGAUGUGGCCGAAUUGUGGAAGGUCAAUGAGGCGGAGGCCAUACGCAAUGCCCGCGAAUGGACUCAAAAGUAUGCAGUCGAAGACUGAAGCGCAGUGCAUGGUGAGGAAGGGAGG